Molecule: messenger RNA, 4028 nt
Organism: Chroicocephalus ridibundus (black-headed gull)
Lineage: Eukaryota; Metazoa; Chordata; Aves; Charadriiformes; Laridae
Gene: ARID3A
Product: AT-rich interaction domain 3A
Exons: 9
Coding region: 621-2474 (617 amino acids)
Biological process (GO): regulation of transcription by RNA polymerase II
Cellular component (GO): nucleus
Molecular function (GO): DNA binding
Source: RefSeq, a predicted model, not a curated record
GCGGGGAGAGCAGCCGCCGUGCGGGCAGCGAUCGCGCCCCGGCCCCGCCGCAGCCCGAGCCCCGGGCGGCCGCGGCUGCUAUGCGGCUUCGCGGCGCACGGCCUCCACCGGGUUCGCGCCGAGGCCUGCGGGCACCCAAGGACUAGGGACACCCGGCCCUGAGCGGAGGGACACCGCCGUCACCCCGAAGUUGCCGCCCCCCAAAAGUGCCCGGUCGGCGAGGAGGGGGCGAUGCCUGGGGCCGCUGCUGCCUGCUGAGCCGGCCGAGGUCUCGCUCGCUGGUGGCCGCAGCACCCUGAUCCCACCGAGCCGCCCCGUGCCCACGACUCCCACCGGAGCCCUUGAGAGAAGAAGCCAUCGGGGCAAGGCUGAGGGGGUCAGGGGGCACAUCCUUCUGCCCUGACACCCCGACGGCGCUGCGGACCCACCGCUGCCCUCGCCCUCCCGGGCCCCGGCAGCCCCCUGGCAGGGCUGCUCCCCCCGGCGCUCCCCAGCCUUGGCCCCCAGCCCCGCUGGAGCGCGGCAGCCUGCCGGGCGCUGCCCCCCGCGCCUCCCGGGCAUUGCCCCCCGGGUGCAUCGCCCUGCGCCCCCCCGGGGACCCGCCGCCCGCUGGCAGAGCCAUGAAGCUGCAGGCGGUGAUGGAGAACCUGCAGCGGCAGCAGCGCGCGCGGCUGCAGCAGGCGCUGGAAGCGCGGCAGCAGGAGCAGCAGCAGCAGCGCUCCACGCCGCCCCCCGCGCAGCCCCCACCGGCCGCGGGGCAGCCCCCCGCCACCACUCCGGCCCGUGCCCGCAGCCAGGAUCCGGCCCCGGCGCCCGCGGAGGAAGGAGCGGAGCCUGAGAGCGCGCACAUGCAGCGGGCGCAGAUGGCCGCCCUGGCUGCCAUGCGGGCAGCAGCCGCCGGCCUCAGCCACUCGUCCAGCCCGGGGCUGUCGGAUGAGAGCCAGGCCUCCGAGGAGGAGGAGGAAGACCGCGGCGAGGAGGAGGAGGAGGAUGGCGGGUACCAGCAGGAGAUGGGCUCCGAGGAGGAGGAGGAUCUGAAGGGCAAGUGGGAUGAAGACGACUUUGAAGAGGACCUGGGCGAGGAGGAGGAGGAAGAGGAAGAAGAGGAAGAGGAGGAAGAGGAAGACUAUGAGGAGGAGGAAGACAUGGGAGAGGAAGGGCUCAGCUCGGCAGAGGCGGUGCGGGCAGGCGCGGGAUCCCUGCUGCUCCGCAAGCCCCCGGCUCCCCAGCAUUACCGGGGCGAGCCGCCGCGGCUGCCGGGGGGGCAAGACCGGCUCCCCUCGGGACUGGGCCACGCGCAGCCCCCGCCGCCGGCGCCCGACCAUGGCGACUGGACCUACGAGGAGCAGUUCAAGCAACUGUACGAGCUGGACGGGGACCCCAGGAGGAAGGAGUUCCUGGACGACCUCUUCAGCUUCAUGCAGAAGCGAGGGACCCCCGUCAACCGGAUCCCCAUCAUGGCCAAGCAGGUGCUGGACCUGUACAUGCUGUACACGCUGGUGACAGAGAAGGGCGGCCUGGUGGAGGUGAUCAACAAGAAGCUGUGGCGGGAGAUCACCAAGGGGCUGAACCUGCCCACCUCCAUCACCAGCGCUGCCUUCACCCUGCGCACCCAGUACAUGAAGUACCUGUACCCCUACGAAUGUGAGAAGCGAGGGCUGAGCAACCCCAACGAGCUGCAGGCGGCCAUCGACAGCAACCGGCGGGAGGGCCGCCGGCAGGGCUUCGGCAGCUCCCUCUUCACCUACUCGCCCGGCGGCACCCAUGGCCUCCUCUCCUCCCCCAAGCUGCCGGUGCCGGCGCUGGGGCUGGCCUCCGCCACCAACGGCGGGUCCAUCGCUCCCGUCCAGAAGAUCAAGAAAGAAGAGGACUCCCCCAUCCCCAUCUCCAUGCCCAGCCGGCUCCCCGUCUCGCUGGCCGGCCACCCCGUGGUGGCAGCCCAGGCGGCCGCGGUGCAGGUGGCGGCGGCCGCCCAAGCCGCGGCGCUGGAGCAGCUGCGGGAGAAGCUGGAGUCGGGGGAGCCACCGGAGAAGAAGAUGGCGCUGGUGACGGACGAGCAGCAGCGGCUGAUGCAGCGGGCGCUGCAGCAGAACCUCCUGGCCAUGACGGCCCAGCUGCCCAUGAGCAUCCGCAUCAACAGCCAGGGCACCCGCUCGCCAGAGAACCGCCAGGACUCCGCCGCCGGCCUGAGCAGCAACGGCACCAACAGCAUCAGCAUGUCGGUUGAGAUCAACGGUAUCGUCUACACAGGUGUGCUGUUCGCCCAGACCCCCGGCCCUUCCUCCUCCUCUUCCUCCUCCUCCUCCUCGCUCCCCUCCUCUGCCUACACCAAAGGCAACGGCGGCAGCGGCGGCAGCCGGAGCAGCGGCAGUGGCGGCGGCGGCGGCACGGGGAGCGGCGGCAGCGUCCCCCCCACGGCACCGGCCGGGCUGGCCGUGCCCCCCAGCUCUACCUCCAACAACGCUUCGCCUUAACGCCCCCGGCCCCCCGGCCCCGGCCCAGCGCCGGCAGCACCUCACCCGGCAGCGGUCGGGGCGCAGGGGCCGGGGUCUCGCCAGGGUCCCACCAAAGUCUGGUCGGGGUCUCACCAGGCUCUCACCAGGCUCUGUCCAGGGUCUCACCGGGGUCUGGUCAGGGUCUCACCAGAGUCUCACGGGACUCCCACCAGGGUCUCACCAAGAUCUCACUGGGGUCCCACCAGGGUCUGGGCAGGGUCUCACCAGGGUCUGGUCAGCAUCUCACCAGGGUCCCACCAGGUUCUGGUCGGGGUCUCACCAGGAUCUCACCGGGGUCUCACUGGGCUCUGGCCAGGGUCUCACCGGGGUCUGGUCGAGGCCUCACCAGAGUCUCAGGGGGGUCCCACCAGGGUCCCACCAGGGUCUAGGCAGGGUCUCACCAGGGUCUCACCAGGAUCUGGUUGGGCUCUGGCCAGGGUCCCACCAGGGUCUAGGCAGGGUCUCACCAGGGUCCCACCAGGAUCUCACUGGGCUCUGGCCGGGCUCUCACUGGGCUCUGGUCAAGGUUUCACCAGUCUCAGGGGGUCCCACCAGGGUCUCACCAGGAUCUGGUUGGGUUCUGGCCAGGGUCUCACCAGGGUCUGGUCAGGGUCUCACCAGGGUCCCCACCAGGAUCUGGUCGGGGUGUCACCGGGGUCCUACCAGGGUCUCACCGGCAUCUGGUCGAUGUCUCACCAGUGUCUCAGGGAGGUCCCACCAGGAUCCCACCAGGAUCCCACCAGGGUCUGGUUGGGCUCUGGCCAGGGUCUUACCGGGGGUCUCACCAGGCUCCCACCAGGGUCUGGUCAGGAUCUCACUGGGGUCCCACCAGGGUCUCACUGGGCUCUGGCCGGGGUCUCACCGGAGUCUCAGGGGGAUCCCAUCAGGAUCUGGUUGGGCUCUGGCCAGGGUCUCACUGGGGUCCCACCAGGGUCCCGCCGGGCUCUGCCCUUGUUCUCCUGUUGUUGGAUUUUUCUUUCCGAGGCAGAAAAGCUUUAGCCCGGGGGUUUUGCCGGAGCCGCCGGCUGUCCCGCUGCGCCGCGCCGGUCCGGGACCGUUUACCUCACUCACAUCACACUUUGCACUGUACAUUUAUUAUUAUUAUUAUUAUAAUUAUUUUUUAACUCGUGUUACCUCCAGACAGACGCACGGACGCCUGCCGACGCGAGCUUUAGUGAAACCCCCCCGGCACCGAAAAAAGAUAUAAAAAAAAAAAAAAAAAUAAUAAUAAUUGGAAAACGGGAGAUAUUUUAUUCAUUUAGAGCCUUUUCCCUCCCCCUUUUUUAUUUCGAGAACGACACUCGCGAUACGGGAUUUUGAGAGGUGGUUGGUUGAUCGUUUCGUUGUAAAUAGCUUCUAUUUUAUUCUCGGGGGGGCUGGGGGGGGGGAAGAAAAAGUGAGAGAAUCGGAACUUUUAACAGGCAAAUGAUAUAUAUUCGUGUUCAUCAGGGAAACGGGAGCUCGGGAACCUCCUUUCUCCUCUCGUUGCUGCAACCAGCAAAUUUUUACUUUUAUUCCCCGUCCUCCCCCCCC